AUGCUUCCCAACUUCGACAUCCACGAUCCCUUGACAUCCCCAAUGACAGCAUCCACCACCGACUCCAGGGCGGUGCCGCCUAGCUCCAAGAUGUCGCUGGACUUCCUGACACAACCUGACGCCCAGCUGCGAGAGCCCGCUGAGCUCGCAGCCGCUCUGGCGAAGCUGGACGAGAGACUCAGGGAGUCGAGUAUUCCGUACAGUGACCCACUCAUCCUCGACCGAGAGAUCGUGGAAGCCGGUGCGCUCCUCAAAGACGUCGUUAGAACCAGUAGAGACCCCAAUUUUCUCGAGAAUCAGAAGGCGCGGAAGAUUCUCGGUUUUCUCGGUACGAGACUCGAACGUCGUUUGGCCACAGCCCGGAGCGCAAUCGCUCGCAUGCGCAAAGACCGCAUUACGGAACUCCCCACUGAGUUAUUGAUGGACAUCAUGAGUCGAGUAACGAACGGCACUUCAAACAUUGGUCUCGACGGUGACAAUUUUGUCUCAUCCGGUGAGCAUAACCGAAGCCGAGACGUCGAGUCUAUCAAAUCUCUCCGCCUCACCAGCCGCCGCAUGCGCAAUCUGGCCGAUCGCUUUCUCAUCCGCUCGGUCAUCGUCAGAAUGAUGCCACAGUCUCUGGCCAGACUCGUCGAGAUUUCGCAUCACCCAGUCUUCUCUCAUACCGUUCGCUGCGUGAGAGUCAACUUGGCUUUCUAUGCCAAAGCUCUGGCGAACCUGAACAACUUCGCCGGGUUCGAGAAAUGGCAAUGCGAACGAAUACAUGAACGCUUCGGACUCGCCAACGAGAAAGCGGAUAUAGAAGAAGCUGAAGACCAUAGGGUCUCGGAUCAUACGAUGACUCUGCUCAAACGGCUGGACAAAGAGGCCAUCGCCACGCGGGAGGUCAAGCGAGGACGAGACCCUUUCGCUAGCCUCAAAACGUCUUUCAAGCGAUUACUGCGCGCAGCUCAUGUGCAGUAUAAACAACUCUAUGAUGAAGAGCAACGAAUCCGCAAAGAUCACAGGAACGGCGUCGAUUCGGUCUUUCUGAGAGAGAUCUCCGCUGCAAUGGCUCGGAUGCCUAAUGCCACAAGACUGGAGAUUUCGGACGUGGAUGUCGACCCUGACUGGAAAGACCAUUAUGACAAGCCGGCUGAAGAGCAGGCAAAUAAACUUGCUCUUCUUGCUCAUAACGUCAGGGCUCUGGAAUUCACCAUGAAAUCCAGAGACGACGACGUCUCCGUCACACCUGCCCACUGGCCAGCAGGCCAGGCACAUCUAGAGCCUAUAGCGGCAUAUUUGGCAGCCAUAUCGUCAACUCCAAGCUUAGAAAAGCUUCGCAUCGGAGCGGGCGCUUUUGGAAAUCACAUGUUGGAUGAAUGGGGAGAUCUCAGGCGGUGGCCACUUCUGGCCUCUCUCAUCAAGUCCCAGCCAUGGCCGAGACUCGAACGUUUGGAGCUUGACAAUGUCACCCUCACUUCAAGUCUCCUUGAGGAGCUGAUCGGGGAGCGAUCCACGGAUAUGAUUGUGCGGCUGGAAAGCGUCUUUAUUGACGAAGAAGAUGAGGAUACUUGGCGCGAAAUGCUCGACAUGCUGCGGGCGAAAGCAGACCCUGCUCGGCCCAGGAAAGGGGGCGGCGUAUGCGGCACGGUCUUUGUCGAGGCCCUUUUUGCCCCGUAUGGGGGUGAGAUCAUCGACUUCCUGAAGCGCGACAUUGAACGCAUAUUCGGCAGCCGGGUCAGGCUUAAUGACAAGGCACCGCUCACACCGGCCCUGUCAUAUUUGAGAGGGCUGAGGUCGAAGAAUCCCGUUCCCAUGGUCAUUGGGACGCCUCCGCUUCCACCCAUCCAUCAUCUCGCGGACGACCUCGCCUGGUGA
Colletotrichum chrysophilum is the source of this 1860-nucleotide messenger RNA. RefSeq lists its product as uncharacterized. Bases 1 to 1860 code for a protein of 619 amino acids. The record is from RefSeq and is a predicted model, not a curated record. Lineage: Eukaryota; Fungi; Ascomycota; Sordariomycetes; Glomerellales; Glomerellaceae. The transcript has 2 exons.